This is a messenger RNA of Vollenhovia emeryi, 1887 nucleotides long. RefSeq lists its product as uncharacterized. The coding region runs from base 1 to 1887 and encodes 628 amino acids. Lineage: Eukaryota; Metazoa; Arthropoda; Insecta; Hymenoptera; Formicidae. The transcript has 2 exons. The record is from RefSeq and is a predicted model, not a curated record.
AUGGCAGCCCUAUGCGAGACACAUGAAGUUUGUUUGCAAACUUUACGGGUAAAAGUAUAUUCUCAGUCGCGAGAAAAAGUAGUCAGAGCGAUUAUUGAUACGGCCUCGCAACGGUCAUAUGUCAGUACUAAGACCGUGCAAGAUUUAGGUUACGUUUCCAUUGACAGAUUAGAAGUAACGCAUUCUCUAUUCGGUGGAAUUAGAUCGGGACGUGAAACUCAUAAUAUGUUUAAGAUACGUGUUAAGAACUUGGAUAAUUCGUACGCGUGUAAUUUCACAGCAAUGGAUCAGGAGGUUAUCUGUGGCCCGAUUGCGAAUAUUAAGAGAGGUGCGUGGACAGAAGAGUUGCGAGCCAACAAUAUUAUCCUCACAGAUGUAGGAGGCGGUAACUGUCCUAUAGAUAUUCUUAUAGGUGCGGAUGUAGCCGGCAAAUUAUUAACAGGUAGGAAGUAUAAUCUAAAGAACGGAUUGACGGCUAUUGAAACACAUUUAGGUUGGACAGUAUUGGGAAAGCUGCCGACAGAAUCCGUCAGAACGGACACUGCGGUGACAGUCACAACGAUGUUCGUGCAGGAGGCCAAUCUAUGUGAUUUGUGGCGAUUGGACGCAAUCGGCAUUACGGACCCUAUCGAAAGGGCCGCUAGAGAGGUAAGGGAAGAACGAACUCGAGAAUUUCUUGCAAAAACGGCCAGACUGAACGCUGACGGACGAUACGAAGUCAGACUACCGUGGACGGAGGAUCUUGUGCCUGUUCCCAGCAAUUUUGAGAUUGCACGUAAUAGACUGGGAAAAUGCCUUGACAAACUUAAAACAAAGAACAUGUUAGAAGCGUACAACGAUGUCUUCAAGGGGUGGCUGGCGGAGGGUAUUAUCGAAAGGGUUCCCGCUAGUGAAAUGGAUAAUUUCGGUCAUUAUUUAUACCGCCCCGUAGUAAAGGAAAAACAGCACAACAAAAUUGAGACCCAUAGUAAGGAGGAUCGAGAUUAUCUUCGUUUUUUGUGGAUUAAGAACGGCGAAAUAAUAGUUCUGCGUCACUGUCGGGUGGUAUUCGGAUUAGCAUGCGGUCCCUUCCUAUUAGCCGCGAUUAUCGAACUACACUUGCUGACCUUCUUAACGGACACAGACGAGAAUAGAAGAUCAGCAGAGAAGCUGAAACAAUCAUUUUAUGUUGAUAAUUGUGUCACGAGCGUAGAUUCGCAGGAGGAGUUGAAAACGUUCGUGUCAAAAGCCACAACGAUUAUGAGGGCUGGUGGUUUCGAGCUUCGCGGUUGGGAGAAUUCACAUGACUCUUUAACUAACAACACUACCUUCGUUCUGGGGAUUUUAUGGAACAAGAAAAAGGACACUCUUUCUAUUAAUCCGCGGGUUUUAGAAUUGAACAUCCCAGACGUUGUUACGAAAAGAGUAAUUCUAUCCGCGACGCACAAGGUUUUCGACCCCAUAGGCUUUACAUGCCCUACAUCGGUAUUACCUAAAAUAAUACUUAAAGAACUAUGGACAGAAAAGAUCGAUUGGGACGCGAAGGUUGCGGAUAGUCAAGCCAACAGAUUCUUGAACUGGUUGAAGGACUUACCGACGCUAAAUAAAAUUGAAAUACCACGAAAACUAGGUAGGGGUGACUUGACAUUACACACAUUUUGCGAUGCGAGCGGUUCCGCUUAUGCAGCAGUUGUUUUCGCGAGAAUUGAACGAGAGAACACGGUAAAUGUUAGACUUUUAAGUGCCCGAUCGCGCAUAGCGCCCGAGAAAGCGACAAUCCCACGUCUCGAGUUAAUGGCGGCAACCAUAGCCUUCAGGCUCCACAAAUUCAGUGACCAAAUCUUUAACGCGAAAGGUUUCAAAGACGACGUUUUGGUCCGAUUCUACUACGGUAUUGGCGUGGAUUAA